This is a messenger RNA of Cuscuta campestris, 901 nucleotides long. NCBI's taxonomy places the organism in Eukaryota, Viridiplantae, Streptophyta, Magnoliopsida, Solanales, Convolvulaceae. The record is from the annotation of a GenBank genome assembly.
CCCAGGUUCCUUAAUAUUGGAAAACAGGGUUAGUCACAGUGCACAAUUUAAGCCAAACGAUCUCUGCAUUUCUUCACGGUAGCCGUCCAACGAAACUAAAAGACGGUCGGAGUCGGAGCGAUACGGCGGGGAAAAUGAGCGGAGCAGCGAAGAAGGCGUCCGACGUUGCGUUCAAGGCCGGCAAGACCAUCGAUUGGGAAGGAAUGGCGAAGCUUCUCGUCUCCGAUGAGGCUCGCAAGGAGUUCGCCACCCUCCACCGCGCCUUCAACGAGGUCAACUCCCAGCUUCAAACCAAGUUCAGCCAGGAACCUGAACCCAUUGAUUGGGAAUAUUACCGAAAGGGUCUUGGUUCUCGCCUGGUGGACAUGUACAAGCAGGCAUAUGACAACAUUACAAUCCCCAAAUUUGAAGACAAAGUCACUGCUGAGUACAAACCAAAGUUUGAUGCCUUGCUUGUAGAGCUGAAAGAAGCUGAGCAGAAAUCUCUCAAGGAAUCUGAAAGGCUCGAAAAAGAAAUCGCCAAUGUCCAAGAGCUGAAGAAAAACCUCAGCACUAUGACAGCAGAUGAGUACUUUGCUAAGCAUCCAGAGCUAAGGAAGAAGUUCGACGAUGAAAUUAGGAACGAUUACUGGGGUUACUAGUCAGUCAUGUGGAUCGAACUGCUUUUGGUGAACUUCUAUUCAGUUCAUCCUUUGAUUUAGAAAUAAGAGAGAACUGAUUUCUUUUUGUUUCUCUGCCUUACAAAUUCUCAAUUACCAAUUUCCCUACAUUAUACUUGUUGUGAAGGCAUGUGUCUCUUCAAUUUAAAAUCAGGUUGAUGAUGAUACUGCUGCUUGCUUUCUCAAUUUUUAGUUUUAAAUAUUCGGGUUUCGGUCGGGUUGAUUAAAAUCUCAAAUCCGGA